AUGGGUUCAGGUGCUUUGACUAGAUCAGAGUCUAAGAGAGAUGGAGGUUUUAAAAAUAAUUGGAGCUUUGAUCAUGAAGAAGAAAAUGAAGGAGAUACAAAUAAAGAUGGAGCAAAUCUGCUCAGUGUAGAAGAUGAUAAGGAUUCUGAAACCUCAAAAGGAAAAAAGUUAAAUCGUCCAUCUGAAAUUGUUGCUACUAGUUCUGGUGAUUUCAUCUUGAAGACAUAUGUGGGACGAAACAAGAGUGAAAGUUUUAAAACUUUGAAAGGCAACCCAAUUGGAAUUAACAUGUUGAGCAACAAUAAGAAAUUGAGUGAAAAUACACAAAAUACGUCAUUAUGUUCUGGAACUAUAGUUCAUGGUAGACGUUUUCAUCAUGCUCAUGUACAAAUACCAGUAGUAAAAACAGCAGCCCAAAGCAAUCCGGACCGAAAAGAAAGGAAAGAAUAUCCACCUCAUGUCCAAAAAGUUGAAAUUAAUCUUGUAAGGUUAAGUCGGCCCCAAGGUGUUGGAAACAAGGACUCCUAUGUAUCCCAGACUAGCCUCAAACUCGGAUCCUCUUGCCUCCACCUCCCAAAUGCUGGAAUUACAGAACGUAUAAUGAAGAAAACAGAACAGUCUGAAUCACAUGUAGAGUCUGAAAUUAAGAAGAAAGUACAACAGAAACGGCAGUGUACAUACCAGCCUACUUCUCUGUCUCCUGCUUCAAAAAAAUUUUUAACCCAUUUAGAGGUUUCAGAACAACGUGAAUGUUGCCCAAAAUGUGGAAAAGAAAAAGAAAAUCAAACUAAAUGCCAAAGUUGUGGUAUUAUUUUUCGUAAUGAUUUGCAAAGAAAUUGCAGACACGCUGUAACUUUGAAUGAAUCUACUGGACCAUUAUUAAGAACAUCAAUUCAUCAAAAUACUGGAGGACAAAAGUCACAAAACACAGGAUUAACAACCAAGAAGUUUUAUGGGAACAGUGUGGAAAAGGUUCCAAUUGAUAUAAUUGUGAGUCAUGAUGACAGUAGACAUAAUUAUUUACAGACUAAUGGAAAAGUAAUUUUACCAGGGGCAAAAAUGCCCAAAAUUACAAACUUGAAAGAGAGAAAAACAAGCCUAUCAGACCUAAAUGAUCCAAUCAUUUUGUCCAGUGAUGAUGAUGAUGACAAUGACAGUAGUACCAGAAGAGACAACCUAUCUCCUCAGCCUGCCGACUCAGCAUGUUCUUCUCCAGCACCAUCCACUGGAAAAGUAGAAGCAGCACUGAAUGAAAAUCACUGCAGAGCUGAGCGUGAGCCAAAAAGCAUUCCAGCAGAGUCAGAGCUAAACUCUGUCGUAUUGCCGAGGAAAGCAAGAAUGAAGGACCAGUUUGGCAAUCCUAUUAUCACCACACCUCUAAAACGUCGUAAAGUCAGUUCUCAAGAAACUUUAAUUGAUCCUGUACCUUUAAGCUGCCAAAGUCCCUUUGAAAGUGUCAUUUUAAGCUGUCGAAGUAUACGAGUAGGAACACUGUUUCGACUAUUAAUAGAGCCUAUAAUUUUUUCUGUAGAUUUUAUCAAGAUACAUCUGGAUGAACCAGAAAGUGAUCCUGUAGAGAUUAUUUUAAAUACCUCUGAUCUAACUAAAUGUGAAUGGUGUAAUGUCCGAAAAUUACCAGUAGUGUUUCUUCAGACGAUACCAACAAUUUAUCAAAAGCUGAGUGUGCGACUGCAAAUGAAUAAGGAUGAUAAAGUAUGGAAUGACUGUAAAGGAAUAAAUAAAUUAACAAAUUUGGAAGAACAAUACAUCAUUUUAAUUUUCCAAAAUAGCCUUGAUCCUCAGACAAAUGUGAUAUUUGAGAACAUCAUUAAUAACAUUGGUAUAAAGAAUAAUGUUCCCAAUUUUUUUGCAAAAAUUCUCUUUGAAGAAGCCAAUAGCAGACUUGUUGCAUGUACAAGAAGCUAUGAAGAGAGCAUCAAAGGAACUUGUAUGCAAAAAGAAAACAAAGUUAAAACUAUGUCAUUUGACUCUAAAAUACAACUUAGAAGCAAACGGGAAUUCCAGUUUUUUGAUGAUGAGGAAGAAUCUGGAGAAAGCCAUACCAUCUUCAUUGGGCCUGUGGAAAAAUUGAUAGUGUAUCCACCACCUCCUUCUAAGGGGGGCAUCUCUGUUACUAAUGAAGACCUACACUGUCUAAGUGAAGGAGAAUUUUUAAACGAUGUUAUUAUAGACUUUUAUUUGAAAUAUUUGGUGCUUGAAAAACUGAAGAAAGAAGAAGCUGACCGAAUUCAUAUAUUCAGUUCUUUUUUCUACAAACGCCUUAAUCAGAGAGAGAGGAGAAAUCAUGAAACAACUAAUCUGUCAAUACAACAAAAACGACAUGGGAGAGUAAAAACAUGGACUCGGCAUGUAGAUAUUUUUGAAAAGGAUUUUAUUUUUGUACCCCUUAAUGAAGCUGCACACUGGUUUUUGGCUGUUGUUUGUUUCCCUGGUUUAGAAAAACCAAAGUAUGAACCUAAUCCUCAUUACCAUGAAAAUGCAGCCAUACAAAAAAAUUCAACUGUAGAAGACAGUUGUAUUUCUUCUUCUGCCAAUGAAAUGGACAGUUUUUCACAGAGUUCUUCUGCCAAGCCUGUCAUUAAGAAGGUGCUAAACAAAAAGCAUUGCCUAGCUGUAACUGAUUCAAGUGCUGGACAGGAAGAAAGCAACCCUUGUGAUCGGAGAAACAUAUACAGUGUGAAAAAAAUAAAUCCUAUUGCAAGUGAAAAUGAAGAGUCAAAUAAAAGAGAAUCUUCAUGCCAGAAAGUUGUUGAUAGGACUAAAAGUGAGAAUGGCCUACAGGGUGAAUGUUUAAAUUCUAUACAUCAUCCAGAUGGCUUAAGCAAUAUCAGAAUAAACUAUAAUGAUGAGUCAGCUGAAAGUAGUAAAAUGCUUGAAGAUGAACCUAUUGACUUCUCAGAAGAUCAGUAUAACCAGGUAAAACCUUAAUAAUGUUCUGAGUUUUUGUUUUGUUCUGUUUUGAUUAACUUUUUCUUUAGAGUCUUAGAAGUAAUUCCUGCAACACAAAUCAGUCAUCCAGCUUCUGGAUUUGGUCAUCUCUUCACAGCACAAAUUUAGUUUUCAGGUUGUAAGUUCCUAGGGUAAAUGUUUUAGUAGUAAGUAUUCUUUUUUGGAUGAGAUAGGAGCUGAACUUUAAUAUUAUUCAGAGUGUUUUAAUAUAAAACUAACUUAGGUCCAACCCAGCUACCAACAAACCACCUCCUCCCCUUCCUCUUUCAAAGCAUUCAUGGACCAUGUACAACUGUUAGUCACACUUGAAAUAUUCAAGAAGAAAAUGUCUAAAUUUUCAGUUACAUAAUACGUAAGUAAACAAAAUUGUGUUUGUUUGUUUUUUGUUU
Fukomys damarensis (Damara mole-rat) is the source of this 3359-nucleotide messenger RNA. RefSeq names its product SUMO specific peptidase 6 (gene Senp6). The record is from RefSeq and is a predicted model, not a curated record. Gene Ontology annotation, cellular component: nucleus; cytoplasm. The transcript is spliced from 21 exons. Gene Ontology annotation, biological process: regulation of kinetochore assembly; regulation of spindle assembly; protein desumoylation. Gene Ontology annotation, molecular function: SUMO-specific endopeptidase activity. NCBI's taxonomy places the organism in Eukaryota, Metazoa, Chordata, Mammalia, Rodentia, Bathyergidae. Bases 1 to 2949 code for a protein of 982 amino acids.